Lolium perenne is the source of this 1418-nucleotide messenger RNA. RefSeq names its product heat stress transcription factor B-4d. Gene Ontology annotation, cellular component: nucleus. Gene Ontology annotation, biological process: regulation of transcription by RNA polymerase II. Gene Ontology annotation, molecular function: RNA polymerase II cis-regulatory region sequence-specific DNA binding; DNA-binding transcription factor activity. NCBI's taxonomy places the organism in Eukaryota, Viridiplantae, Streptophyta, Magnoliopsida, Poales, Poaceae. The record is from RefSeq and is a predicted model, not a curated record.
GGGACAGAGGUAGGGGAGAGGGAGGUGUUGAUCCAGAGACAGUGACCCACACGAGAAUAUUUGAAGGGUCGUGGGGUGUGCGUGCAUCCAGUGUGACUCCAGGGUGAGAGACUGGAGUGGAGACACAGCUAGUUUUAGAGAUUAGAGAAAGAGACCACCCUCUUCUAGCGAGUUCUUUCUCCUCCCCUCCUCUCUCUUGGCUCUUGCAUAUAGCUUGUUCUUUUGGUAGCCACUUCCUAUCUCCUCCUCGAUAUUGCUCUGUGCUAUAGCUUGCUCUUGCUGUUUGUCGCUGAGCAACAUGGCUUUCCUUGUGGAGAGGUGCAGCGGUGAGAUGGCUCUGUCCAUGGAGUCGCGCUCGCAGCACACGUCGCCGGUGAUGAUGAAGCCAGUGCCGGCUCCCUUCCUGACCAAGACGUACCAGCUCGUCGACGACCCUUGCACCGACCAGGUGGUAUCGUGGGGGGAGGACGAGACCACCUUCGUGGUGUGGCGGCCGCCGGAGUUCGCAAGGGACCUCCUCCCCAACUACUUCAAGCACAACAACUUCUCCAGCUUCGUCAGGCAGCUCAACACCUAUGGCUUCAGGAAGAUAGUGGCUGACAGGUGGGAGUUCGCCAACGAGUUGUUCAGGAAGGGCGCCAAGCACCUCCUGUCAGAGAUCCACCGGAGGAAGUCCGCUUGCUCGCACCCUCCGCCGCUGCAGCCGCCGCUCCACCGCCCGCACCAUGAGCUGCAGCCUUACCUCAGUCUCUUCUCGCCGUCGCCUCUCCAGGCCUACCUCCCUUUCCAGGACAACUCCUCCUCCCCGGCGCCAGCGGACAGCAGCAGCGGGGACUUCAUGGCGGCGCUGUCGGAGGACAACCGGCAGCUGCGGCAGCGCAACUCGCUGCUGCUGUCGGAGCUGGCGCACAUGCGGAGGCUCUACAACGACAUCAUCUACUUCCUGCAGAACCACGUGGAGCCGGUGCCGCCGUCCACGCCCGCGCUGCCGGCCGGCUACUGCAGGCUGGUGGAGCUCGGCGGCCAUGUCAAUGAGCGUGGCGCCGGCUCACCGCCGCAGGCGAAGCCUAGGCCGCGAGACGACGAUGACGCGGCGGUGAAGCUGUUCGGCGUGAGGCUAGACGAGGGCAAGAAAAGGAAGGUGCAGCAGCUGGUAGAAGAAGGCGAUGACGACCAUGGCGACGGCGAUGGCGAUGACCAGGGAAGUACUGAGGUCUAGGUGUGUAACCGUGUAGCUAGCUAGGCUCAUCGUAGCAGUAGCACGUAUGAUGCGUGUAGUUUUAAUCGAUCGUGUACAUACAGAGAGGAGAUCUAGCUCGGUGCGUGCGUGUAGCUAGGCUUCCAUUUCGUGUGGCCUAAACGUUUUGAGCCGAAUGAGUGCAAGUAGUAGUCCUAAUUGACAUGUUGAACUUUCAUUA